Centropristis striata (black sea bass) is the source of this 2027-nucleotide messenger RNA. RefSeq names its product natterin-3-like. NCBI's taxonomy places the organism in Eukaryota, Metazoa, Chordata, Actinopteri, Perciformes, Serranidae. Bases 611 to 1648 code for a protein of 345 amino acids. The record is from RefSeq and is a predicted model, not a curated record. The transcript has a single exon.
UUAGCAAUAAGGUAAUUACACCUACACACACUAAACUGUCUCUCCAAUAUUUGAAAGUCAAAGUCCAGAUUAGGUAAGACUGCUUAUUUGGUUUAUUCAGUGAUAAGGUAGCUAUAUAAACCUGCACACACUGAACUGGCUCUUAAAUCUGAUGAGUCCUCUGAUUAUCUAGUGAGUAUUUGUUAUGAUCUCAACCACUUAUCUAUAUGUUGACUUGUUUGAAAUCUCGUAGUUCAGAAGUUCUAGGUUAGUCUUAGAAAAUCAUUUUAAGCAAGCAAUUGAAUUCCAUUAAACUAACUCAAAAGCAACCAUUUAAACACUGCUUGAAAUACGAAUUGGGAGGGUUAAUGGUUAAUAUUAGAUUCUGUGUUCGACAUUUAACUGAAAAGAUGCCAACAACAGACAGUCUAAAGAUGCUGGUCCUUCUCAUGAUGAAAGUUUUGUUCCCAUGUGCUCAUAUUCAGCUGUAUCUGUAUCUCAACAUUCUGAUAUUUUUAGCAAGGCUGGAUUUUAAGGUUGGUUUAAUGCAACAAACUGGCGCUAGAUAACAUUGAUUUAUCAGCAGCAUUAUCAGCAGCACUCACAGCUGAAGUUGUGAGUGCUGCUGAUAAUGGCGGGUAAACUAAAACUACCAUUUCAGUAUGGAUUCUCCAUAUUGCUGGUUCUUCUCAAGGGGGUUGAAAUGUUGGACCUUGAUCAGACCAACCUGAAAUGGCAGACCUUUGAUGGGUCUCUCCCCAAUGGAGCAGUCCACAUUCAAAACGAUAGACGCACCGACUACGUUUGCAAAUACGGGGUGCAGGCCGGCUUCUACAGUCCUAGCUUGGAUCCUUACUGCCACUACCCCUACGCAGAACACGAGCUUCGUAUUACCCCGUUUGAGAUCCUGGUGAACAAAGACAACUUUGAGAUUUUGGAAUGGAAGGACGGCUCCUAUGGUUCAGUUCCUCAGAAUUCAGUCUACACCUCCUCCAACAAAGGCAUAUAUGUUGGGAAGAACCAGUAUGGUCUUGGAAAGGUGCAUGUUAAAAAUGAGGCCUUCUUCCUUGCCUGGGGAGGUUCUGAGUAUUGGUACAAGCACUACCAGGUCCUGACCGUCAACAGAGAUAUUAUCAGGGAGCAUAUUCUUGAUGUCAAGUAUAUCACAGAUGGGGUUCAAAUCAUUCAGGAUCCUCCAGAGUCCCUGGACACGUCAGUCAUCACUAACAGUGGCUGCCAGGAAGUGACAGGGACAGCUAGCCUUGAAAAGAAGAAACAAGAGGACCAAAGGUGGGACACCAGCUUUUCCAUCACAACGGGGGUCACGACUAGCAUGACUGCAGGAAUCCCUGAUAUCGCCUCUACUACUAUUGGGUUUAGCCUCGAGACAACCUUCCAGUUCACCACAGGGACCACCAUCUCCAAGUCAACCACCUACAAGCUUUCUGUUGAGCACACAGUCCCACCAAACCACUCGUGCUCUGUCAAUAUGGUGGGACGAAAGCACACUGCAGACCUCCCUUUCACUGCAAAUGUCCAACGUACCUACAGAAACGGGAGGACCACUUCCACAUCCAUCUCUGGGACCUACAGAGGCGUCCAAAUGGGAGAAAUCCGGGCUGAGGUGAACCGAUGUGAACCUCUUCCUCAUCCUAAACCCUGUCCCUAAGAAUAAUAAGGAGCACAAAAAUAAUCUAUUAAAUGACAGUCCUGCAUUGCCAUCUUCCUUCCAUCACUACUUGUUCUUGUUCACGGUGGUUGCUAAAAGAAGUCAAUCCUGGAUGAAAAGAUUAUUCUUUGAGACUACAACACAUUUUGAAAUGCUGCAAUACACUCACAUUGUUCAAAAGAAGUUUAUUCUGUGUUUGUAUGUGUCUUGAUGAAUGUUUUGAGGCAUAAACAAUCAAACGAUUUCAAUUUUUUGUGUUUGUUCUUUCAUUUUAAACAGAAUAUUUGCUUGUAGUAAAGUCUGUCCUCCUGUGUCCUGUGGUCCAACAAUGAACUAUUUAAUGCCAUGACAUUUUGCAACUAUAUUCUUUAGAUGUUCC